AUGAAAUCACUUAAACCAAGCAGAACAUAGAAUAAUAAAAGUCCAAUUGAUGAAAUAGGAUACUAUAAGUAAUGUUCUCGUUUUUUACCUUUGGAAAGAGCCAACGAAUUUUCUACUUAAGAUGCAAUUAUUUAUGACAGAUUAAGAUAAGCAGGAAUGAAAAGAAAUAAAGCAUUGUAAUUUUGCAAAGGUCAACAUUGUAAAAUAGAUUCUACAUAAAGAAAACAUGGUCCUCCUGGUUAUAAAAUCUUUAACACAAAAUUAGAUAAAUACAAGUAAUUAAAUGGGUAAAUAAAACUAAAUAAUAGUAGUUGGUAAAUGAUUGGAAGAUUAAAUUAUGAAUAAUCUAUGCGAGAAGAAUUAAGCGAUGAUACUUAAUGGUAAAUAUAAGAUUAAAACAAAGAAGAGUAAGAAAAAAUGGAAUAAUUAAAAUAAUUUUAUACCGAAUUAGAUUUAAAGUACUCAUUUAAUGAAAUGAAUGAAUAAGAAACUUUAACUAAAUUGAGAUCUCUUUCAACAGAAUAAAAAUAUAGAAGCCGAGUUCCAUAAUAUUAAUUAAGAGAUGACAAAACUCGAAUGAUGUAUUAUGAAAUGGCUGAAUAUAUUUUACAAUUAAAAAAACCCCCUAAUACUCUAAUAUAAGAGCUAAGUGUUUUUGAUGAUACUAUACCUUUAGUUAGAUAAGAAUAUUUCGAUAUUUAACCAAAAUAUAUAGAAAAAGCAAUUCCUUGUUAUCCAAAAUAAAAUUGCGAAAAGAGAUCAAAACUAUUAAAAGAACUUACAAGAGCAUAUACAGGCAUGGUUACAAUUACAGAACCUACUGAAGAAAUUAAAAAAGUAUCUUAAUAUUUAUAAUAUUGGCUAUUAGAUCUUCUUACAAAUUAGAUUAUAAUAAUAGCCAUUAUGUAAAGGGUUUUAAAUAACAAACACCUAAUGAAUCAGUUCUCUCUAGUUUGAAUGAUCUCGAUUAAUAAAGCACUAAGAAAAUAAAACAAAGAUGUAGUAUCAUGACUCAUCGAAUAACUAAGUUCUCACCAUAAGAUUAAGUAGUC
This is a messenger RNA of Paramecium sonneborni, 1052 nucleotides long. NCBI's taxonomy places the organism in Eukaryota, Ciliophora, Oligohymenophorea, Peniculida, Parameciidae. The record is from the annotation of a GenBank genome assembly.